ACAGUGACGUGAUGGUUUUCUUGGCUCUACGCUUGUUUUGGAAUUCUGAGUUAAUUUUUUUUUUUAUUUAGAAAGACAUUCGAAAGAUUCCACCCAUGUAGAGCGUCUAUGAAGCUUGUUGAAUGUAUCUUCCAGGGUCUUUGUACAAGUAAUAGGCCAUGUUUCUGCUUCAAUCAAAAGUUAAUACAGGAUUCAAAAAUCCACACCAGAAAAUAAAUCCUGCUGUUUAAUGGAAAAAUACAGAAGUAACAAAUCUAGUUCAGUUUUCUGUUCACACACAGUUUCAUUUAGGUGGAUGAUCACUGUUGGUGCUUGAGGUCUUUAAAUGUCUGUCACAUGAUAUCGACCUCUCUGGACUUUAUACGUCAUCAUAUCUACUGCAGAGAUGUGGAACGUCUCCAUAUUAAUGUGCCUUUGGAAAGGGAGAUCGUAAUCAAAAUCAUGUCUGAUGGUCAAAUCUCUAGAUAAUUUGUCCAUACACUUUAAUUCUGGGUCAAAAACGGAUGUAUAAGGACAUGUAUGGGCGUUCAGAAGAGGUCAACUUCCUGUGUUAACAGUUUGACACCCAUGGUGUGAGUUUUGGGUGUAUUGUUUUAUUCCAGGAAAUACUUUUAAUUCUCAUACACUGAAGAAGAGACGAAGAUGCUGCACUUGGUUCUGAUUCUGCUCGUGCUGUCUGGUGUUUUCACUAAGAACAGUGAAUGGGGUGUGAACUAUCCUGAUAAACUGAUCUGUGCUGUGAGAGGAUUCAGUGUCUCCAUUAAAUGUAGUUAUUAUUAUCCACAAGAUCGUCAGGUGAAACAAAAGCUUUGGUGCUCGAUGAACUCAAACAACAACCAAUGUUUAGAUCCACCGUAUGUUUAUGACAGCUCAUUAAACACCAUGUCAGACUUUAAGUUCACUGGAGACGACAAAUCAGACUGUACUUUAUUAAUCCACAAUGUACAGUUCAGUUAUUCUGGAGUUUACAAAUUCAGAUUUAUUACUGAUGUGACCGGUGGUAAAUGGACAGGAGAUCUUGGAGCGACUCUACAAGUUACAGAUUUAAAGGUGUCACUAAUCAGACUCAGUGGAAACGGAACCCUUAAACAAGGAGACUCCUUAAAUCUGAUGUGUGAUGUGAGCUGUACACACACUUCCUCACAGUUUGUGUGGUCUAAGAACAACCAGCGUUUAAAUACAUCAGGACCCGUUCUUCACUUUCCUGCUCUAACUGUGAGGGAUUCUGGGAAUUACACCUGCACUUGGGGAACCGGUGAGACGUCAGGAUCUGAAACCAUCAGCCUUCACGUGGAGGGUGUCUUCACUCAGAACAGUGACUGGGGUGUGAACUAUCCUGAUAAACUGAUCUGUGCUGUGAGAGGAUUCAGUGUCUCCAUUAAAUGUAGUUAUUAUUAUCCACAAGAUCGUCAGGUGAAACAAAAGCUUUGGUGCUCGAGGAACUCAAACACAGAUAAGUGUAAAAACCCACCGUAUGUUUAUAACAGCUCAUUAAACACCGAGUCAGACUUUGAGUUCACUGGAGACGACAAAUCAGACUGUACUUUAUUAAUCCACAAUGUACAGUUCAGUUAUUCUGGAGUUUACAGAUUCAGAUUUAUUACUAAUGUGACCGGUGGUAAAUGGACAGGUGAACCUGGAGCGACUCUACAAGUUACAGAAUUAAAGGUGUCACUAAUCAGACUCAGUGGAAACGGAACCCUUAAACAAGGAGACUCCUUAAAUCUGACGUGUGAUGUGAACUGCACACACACUUCCUCACAGUUUGUGUGGUCUAAGAACAACCAGCGUUUAAAUACAUCAGGACCCGUUCUUCACUUUCCUGCUCUAACCGUGAGGGAUUCUGGGAAUUACACCUGCACUUGGGGAACCGGUGAGACGUCAGGAUCUGAAACCAUCAGCCUUCACGUGGAGGAUGAUGACACUGAAAAUCCUGAACGUUGGUUGAUGUGGGUUAUUGUUUGUGUGACUGCCGGAGUGAUUGUCGUCAUCACAGGAGCUGUGAUUCACAAAAGGAGGAGUGUCCACACCGAGCAGAAGAAUGAGGACGAUUCUGCUACCCACACCAACGUCCAGAAGGAUGAGGACGAUUCUGAAAUCUACGCCAACGUCCAGAAGGAUGAGGACGAUUCUGCAAUCUACGCUAAUGUAUAAUACAGUGAGCUGAUCACAGUUUCACACCUAAUGCUCAGCUUAAAAACUUGUCAAUUUCCUCUUUAACUUAAAAUAUUACACACAAACAUUUCCUGUAUGUUGCAUCUGCGCUUCAUUUCAUGAUAGAUGGCUGUUUAUUGUGUUAACGUUUCUAGUUUCGAUAACUGCUUUAGCACUGAAAUGUUCAUGAAGUUUCUAGUUAAUAUAAAACUGAUUGAAACUUGAAACAACCUGCAACACAACCAACACACACUUAUCUGUACACUUGGCAUAUUGAGUAAAUACUUCCAGCUUCUGUGUUAAACCACAUCUUUUACACUUACAGAACAAUAAAAUUGUGUUUAAGUUCUAAA
Molecule: messenger RNA, 2507 nt
Organism: Tachysurus vachellii
Lineage: Eukaryota; Metazoa; Chordata; Actinopteri; Siluriformes; Bagridae
Product: obscurin-like
Exons: 7
Coding region: 643-2154 (503 amino acids)
Source: RefSeq, a predicted model, not a curated record